This is a messenger RNA of Triticum aestivum (bread wheat), 2062 nucleotides long. RefSeq names its product protein disulfide isomerase pTAC5, chloroplastic. Gene Ontology annotation, biological process: chloroplast organization. Bases 137 to 1270 code for a protein of 377 amino acids. The transcript has 6 exons. The record is from RefSeq and is a predicted model, not a curated record. Gene Ontology annotation, cellular component: chloroplast. Gene Ontology annotation, molecular function: protein disulfide isomerase activity. NCBI's taxonomy places the organism in Eukaryota, Viridiplantae, Streptophyta, Magnoliopsida, Poales, Poaceae.
UUGGGCAAAUGCUCACAAAUCGGGCCGCCGGCGCCAACCGUACCGCCCCGUCCGAAAUAUCAACGGCUGAAGCCGAGAGAUAUCCACUGGCCACUGGCCAGAGGCCACUGCCAAUCUCCUCGCCGAGCUCCACGCCAUGAUCAUCACCACCGCCGCCUUCCCGUCCGUGUCCUCCUUCCACCGCCCGCGCCUCAGGCCCUGCCCGCGCCGCGCCGUCCUCCACCUCGUCCGGUCGGCCGCCUCCUCCUCCUCCUCCUCGUGGGAGGAGCGCGAGGAAACGCGGUGGCUCCGCGAGGAGCAGCGCUGGCUGCGGGAGGAGCAGCGGUGGCUCCGCGAGGAGUCGCGCUGGCGUGCCGAGCGCGAGGCCCUCCUCUCCGAGAUCACGGCGCUCCGUCUGCGCCUCCGCGCGCUCGAGCCUGCUGCCGCGCCCGUGCCUCCUCCCGCACCGGCGGCUGCGCGCGUCGCUCCGCCUCCGCCUCCCCCCGCACCGGUUGCGCGCGUUGCUCCGCCUCCGCCUCCGCCCGCGCCUGCGGCACGCGUGGCGCCACCUCCGCCGCCCGUGCCGGAGCCGGUGGAGGAGGUCGAGGUGAGGAAGGAGGUGGUGGUGGUCGAGGAGAAGGCCAAGGCGAAGCCGAAACCGAAGGCUGGGGCCGGCAGCGGCAAGAAGCGGGCGCUGAGGGUAGGGAGCGAAGGAGAGGAAGUGCGGGCGAUGCAGGAAGCCUUGGAAAAGCUCGGUUUCUACUCGGGCGAAGAGGACACGGAGUUCUCCAGCUUCUCAACCGGCACCGAACGAGCCGUCAAGACAUGGCAGGCAUCGAUAGGUACUACAGAGGAUGGGCUGAUGACAUCGGAGCUACUCGAGAUGCUAUUCACAGGACGGACCGAGGACGAUCUCAAAAAGGAAGGCGUAAACGGAGCACUUGUUCCUCCUAUAACAGAAACCGCAGAGGUUCAGCAACCUGUGGUGGAAAAAAUUGACUACAACAAACACAGAGUGUACCUUCUCGGCGAGAACCGGUGGGAAGAUCCAUCCAGGCUAACCAAGAAGGAUAAGCCGAUCAGCGGUUCUACUGCCGCGUCGACAAAGCAGUGCAUCACCUGCCGAGGCGAAGGCCGCCUCCUGUGCCUAGAAUGUGAUGGAACAGGUGAGCCCAACAUUGAACCACAGUUCUUGGAGUGGGUUGGCGAAGACACAAAGUGCCCAUACUGUGAAGGCCUUGGCUACACUAUAUGUGAUGUUUGUCAAGGGAUUAAAACAGUGCACAGUUAAAGCAAAGGACUUAUGAGCAACAUUCAGCCUUAGUUGAACAUCUAUAGCAGCUUAUAUAGAUGUUAACUAACUAUUCCACUUUUGUUGCGGUAUUUUUGAAAUAUAUAAUCACAUUGUCAUCCUACACCACAGAAAACAGAUGCAUAGAGGCUAGGUAAUACUCCUACUUACUAUGUACAAUAGAAGAUGGGGAAAAUAACGAAGGAAGCGGUUGCUUUGUCAAUCAAGCUUGUAAAAUUGGCAUGCAUUCAAAUAUUUUCACCAUUCAUAAUAUUUACAGGAAAACGUAUUUAUAUCUGUCAGUGAGUAUGUGAUCUUCUGCAAGACUAUGGUGGACUAUGGUGGACUGCAGUUUACACGGGAAGCAUGCAUUAAACAUACUAGCUGCUAUGCUUGUACAGGUCAGCAAGUUGCUAGCACGAGGGAUUGAGAGUGAACGUAGUUCUACCUUGUCGAAUUGAAUUUUUGAAAUGUGGCACUUGGCAAACCUGUAAUCCUUCCUUCUCCUUUGCUGCUGGCAGAAGGAUGAACAAUGCCUGCAAAGUAUGACCAACAAUGAGAAAGCUACUGAGAACAGAUGCUGAUUUCCUGAUGACAAUUCCAGUAACAGGAGAUAAAACAUACAACAUAUCGAUGGAGUUAACCAAGAUAUUACUGCUAAAGAAAAACGCUGGCUGCUUCUCACAAAUGUUCUUUUGAAUUUCCUUUUUGAAAUAGUACAUUGUUUGACUAUACUAGGUAAAAAUGUAUAAUCCGUCUGACAUUAAAGAAGAGAAGGAACAGAAUUUGGGA